AUGGACUACUCUGUAGCGCAUAAGGUACGAUAUGGUACCCAUAUGCUAGCGGGAGAAGCUGAUGUUUGGUGGCUAGAGACUCGUCAGAGGUUGGAGACUGCAGGUGAAGUUAUCACUUGGGAUGUAUUCAGUAGGGAAUUUCUGAGGAGGUACUACCCUGAGGAUGUCUGCGGGAAGAAGGAAAUUGAAUUUCACGAACUGAAGAAUGGAAAUUUGUUGGUUACGGAGUAUGCUUCUAGAUUCGUGGAACUGGCAAAGUUCUAUCCUUAUUAUAACGAGGCAACUACUGAGUUUUCCAAGUGUAUCAAAUUUGAGAACGGGUUACGCCAGAGAUUAAGAAGGAAGCCUUAUGAUACUCCAACUGGUAAAAGCAAACAGAAGGUUGCUAAGGGUAAGAGGACUAGUAGAGGAUACGCUCCUGCUGGUAUUGUAUGUUUCAAAUAUGGGAAACCAGGUCAUAAAAAUAAUGCAUGUACUCGAGAUGUAAAGAGGUGUUUCCGUUGUGGUAAAGUCGGACAUGAAAUAGCUGAUUGUAAGCAUAAAGAAGUAAUUUGCUUCAACUGUGGCGAAGAAGGACAUAUUAGUAGUCAGUUCCAGAAGCCGAAGAAAGCACAAUCUGGUGGGAAAGUGUUAGAAGGCAUAUUAGUAGGUAGUUAA
Messenger RNA from Vicia villosa (hairy vetch), 657 nucleotides. RefSeq lists its product as uncharacterized. The record is from RefSeq and is a predicted model, not a curated record. Gene Ontology annotation, molecular function: nucleic acid binding; zinc ion binding. Lineage: Eukaryota; Viridiplantae; Streptophyta; Magnoliopsida; Fabales; Fabaceae. The transcript is spliced from 2 exons. Bases 1 to 657 code for a protein of 218 amino acids.